AUGGUCAAACAACAACAACCUGCCUAUAUCCUCGGCGUGGGCAUGACCAAGUUCAUCAAGCCCAGAGGCAAAGUCGACUACCAUGAAAUGGGGUUCGAGGCCGGCGUCAAGGCCAUGCUGGACGCCCACAUCACCUACGACGACGUCGAGCAAGGUGUAGCUUGCUACGUCUACGGAGACAGCACCUGCGGCCAGAGAGUGUUUUACCAGUUUGGAUUGACCAAGAUUCCUAUUUACAAUGUCAACAAUAACUGUGCUACCGGUUCUUCUGGUCUCGCUCUCGGUCGCACUAUUGUGUCUCACGGCGCCGCGGAUUGUGUCCUUGUUGUUGGAUUUGAGAAGAUGAACCCCGGUAGCUUGCAGUCAUACUUUAAUGAUCGAGAGAACCCGACUGGCCUGUUUGGAAUGAUGAUGGCUGAGACUCGUGGUGUUACCAAUGCGCCUGGUGCUGCUCAAUUGUUUGGUAACGCUGGCCGGGAAUAUAUGGAGAAAUACGGAGCCAAGGCAGAAGACUUUGCCGAAAUCGCUCGUAUCAACCACGAACACUCCAAGCGCAACCCAUACUCGCAAUUCCAGGACGAAUACACUCUUGAACAAGUCAUGAAAGCGCCCAUGAUCUUUGAGCCACUUACCAAACUCCAAUGCUGCCCGACCUCAGAUGGUGCUGCCGCCGCCGUCAUCGUCUCCCAGGCCUUCCUCGAUGCUCGUCCUCACUUGAAAUCCCAGGCUAUCUUGAUCGCUGGCCAGACCAUGGCUACUGAUGACUUGUCCCUAUACGAUCGCAGCUCCAUCGACUUGAUGGGUUUCCAGAUGACCCGCCACGCCGCCCGCACCGCUUUGGCAGAGGCCAAAGUGAACGUCAAGGAUGUCAAGGUAUGCGAAUUACACGACUGCUUCUCAGCCAAUGAGAUGAUUACCAUCGACGCACUUGAGCUCUCCGAGCCAGGAAAAGCGCAUGAAAUGGUACGCAAAGGCGAUAUUACCUAUGGCGGACACAUGGUCAUCAACCCUUCCGGCGGCCUUAUUUCCAAGGGUCACCCUCUCGGCGCUACGGGUCUCGCUCAAUGCGCCGAGCUUGUAUGGCACUUGCGUGGCUGGGCCAACAACCGUCUGGUCAAGGGUACUUCGGUCGCUUUGCAACACAACCUGGGUCUGGGCGGUGCUGUUGUUGUGACCGUCUACAAGCGCGCGGAUGGUAAAGAAGCCACCCCCGUUUCGGAUCAAGAAAUUGGCAAAGUUACGGGUCUUGGCUAUAACCCUGCCGUUUCGGCAAAGGGAUUUACUGCAGCGCAGGCCAAGUCGGUGUUGAGUAAGAAUUUUAGCGAGUAUGCUCAGGGUGAUGUACAGGAGAAGGUUCUCGCUCGUUUUUAG
Talaromyces marneffei is the source of this 1371-nucleotide messenger RNA. RefSeq lists its product as uncharacterized. Lineage: Eukaryota; Fungi; Ascomycota; Eurotiomycetes; Eurotiales; Trichocomaceae. Gene Ontology annotation, molecular function: acyltransferase activity, transferring groups other than amino-acyl groups. The transcript is spliced from 2 exons. The record is from RefSeq and is a predicted model, not a curated record. The coding region runs from base 1 to 1371 and encodes 456 amino acids.